CAUUAGCCGUGUCAUGUGCCUAAAAUAGGCCCGAAAGUAUCCAUCUGUGAGGUGGCUAUUUGUGAUGGCCCACAAGCCCCAGACAGCAGUUCUGUCGCAGCCAGCAACCAGAAGAUGUUUAACCAAUGCUGUACCAAGGACUUAGCUAUUGCCCUGGACAGCACACAUCCUCCUUGGGCCUGGGAUUCUUAAGUGUUCAACAGUGCCAGCAGGGACAUGGUAUCAUUUGUACUCUUCUUACAUGAACUGACAAGAUAGUGUCAGCCUUAAAGUUUUCUAUGCCUGUCGAAUUCCUAAAUUUUCUUUACCGUUGGACACUUGAUAUAUCAACAAGUGAAGCACCUGUAUAAGAUUUCAUCAAGUGUUUGUUAUUCCUAUAAACUGACGUUGGCUACAGUCUUCUUUAUGCAGAGAUUGGGGGAAUCAGUGUUAAGUAAGUUUGUAAUGCUCAUGGCAUCUGCUCUUCUCCUAGUUUUGUUGUAGUCUGGUUGCAGAGAAGUAAUAUUGAUCUAUGAGAGGUAGUCUACAACGGUGUUGUAGGCACCAUGUAUAUGACAUCUGUCAUAUAUUGCGCAGUAAGUUCGAGAUGACUGAAGCAACAAGGACUAAUGCCUGUUGAGGGGUGCUAUAUGGUGUCUGUGUGUGGCUUGUGAUCCUUACAGAUAAUAAUGUGUCUUCUUCAAUAUCUUCUAUAAAACAUCUGACUUCUGCGUAGACAGUGAUUAAUUUACAAUCGCACACAGUCCAUUUUGACUGCAAGCCUGUGCACUUUUUUGAGAAGCCAAGCAGUUGUGCUUCACUUGCCACAUCUUCUUGUAAGACAGCUCUAGUGGCUGAAUCGCUAGUGUCAGUUGUGACAGUCAGCUGUGCAUUGAGUAACUGAUGGGCCAAAGUGUUUGCUUUUGGGAGGAAAUCUUCAGCUAGUUUAAAUGCUUCUUGCAUUUUUCUUCCUCGUGUAUUCGGCAUGGUUAGAGAUCAGUGAGGGGUGGGGGUGUGUCUCUGUCACUGCCAUCUGUGACAGGAGACACUGAUAAACAUUUACGAUGCCUAGGAAGUGUCACGGGUCAUGGUAAAUCUGCAAAGGUGGUAAUUGCUUAAUGAGUGUGAACUGAGGUGGGUUUUGAUCGUUGUGACAUUUAGUAUGUGCAAGAGAAAGCUCACUUUGCCCUUCCACAGUUGUGAUGUAUCCUCAUAUAUGACCAUGCCCGCAUCUUAUAGGGCAGUGAGAAUUGGUUCCAUAUGCCAUUCAUGAUCAUGUGGGAUAGUGGAAAUACUAUUAAUCAUAAAGGUAAAUGUUAACAACAGUCAAAUUUGAAGAGAACUUCAUCAGUGAACUACUGCCAAGUUUGAGCAGCUUUCUUUAGUCUGUAAGUCAUGAAGAGGAAGCAAAAAGUCCAAAUGCUGUGAUUAUUGUGGACUUAGAGAUGUUUUCUGCACUAACAAGUAUCUUGAGAUAAGCUUUAUGCAAUCAAGAUGCUGGAAGUAGUGGUGCCUGGUAAUGUGUGUUUUAGAUUUUGAAUGUAUCAAAUUGGUUAACAGCUGGGUAUUGCUUGAGUGUUGGGAGCUCUGUAAUCAUGGCAGUGUCCCCCAGAACUGUCAAUUUUUGGUAUAGUUUCUAUUGUGGAAGCCCAUGAGCUGUACAAAGGCAGACUAUCCCUGAUGGUAAUAGUUCAUUGACCACCACCUUGCAGACCACAUUUGUGUCAAUGCCAGCCGAUGUGCUUUAUGGUGGAGCAGGAGUUUUGAGAAUUUGAUGCAGUGUAUCAUUUGGGAUGGUGCAUUGUUUAACUUUCAUUUGUGUCUGGUUGUCUGAGGGGAUGGUACACUCAUUUGAUAUGCUGAGAGACAAGACAGUGUGUGCCAUACUGACCUGUGUUUGAUGUGGUGUGCUUGCAGUCAUUGACUUACAUAGUGACACUGAGACAUGGUCAGUCAAAGUGAUGCAGCAGACACAUUGUGUGUGCAUGAGUAUAGUUCUGAGUUGUCAGUGUGGAGUGCGUCCAAUGCUUUGCCGAACACCAGAUAAAGCUGCUGUGUCAUCAUUAGGUACUCCGUCAUUGAAAGCUCUCCUUUAGUGUGUUACAAUGUGUGUCCUCAUCAUGCUAAUGCUCAGCAGGGCACUAGGUAGUUUCUGAUGGACGAGGAGGCAGCGAGGCAAACAACCAUGGGAUUAGUCAUCUGGUAUCAUGACGUAUUAUCAUUGCAUUUUUUAAAUCUGGCAAAGGUGUUAGUGCCAUAGGAAGUUGAUGCUUACUACUGGUUCACUCACUCGGUAAUGUAUGGGAUCCAUGGAAAUUGUUGAUCUGAACUUAGUUCCAAGGUACAGUUAGUGGUUCGGCGCAAGUUGAAAUGCAAGUAAUUUGUGGCAUGGAGUUAUAGGGAUUUUGUGCCUGAUAGUGUUGCAUUUGUGUUCUUCAGUUCUAAACUGAUGUCUGACCCCAAUACUGACGAGGAAAUAUUUACAUAUACUUUGAGCCAAAACAGUUUUCCAUUCAGUGGUUGGAGUGAUGCAUAGAAUGUUUGCUGCACACAUUGUGGACAUUGGUGGGUUGAUGUGUCGGCAUGGGGUUCUGUGCCUAUUGAGGCUCGUUGCAGUUUAGGUAGCUGCAGGGAGGCUGGUAGUUGUAUCGUGCUACCAAACAGGACACAAUAUCAACAUUUCGGGGACUUUGACGCAGUGGUGGCAAUUGGAACAUCGUUGCCAUCUGCAAGAGCACUGGUGUAUGUGCUGUGCAGGGUGGUGUCCUGACUGGGAGCAGUGAUGUCACUGUUGUGUGCUUUCGGAGUGGUUCAGCAUGUGUUUGACUAAGAUCUAACGCUGCAAGUCAUGUUGUUAUCCACAGCACUGAUGUGUUGUCUAUGCUGUAGCACAGUGAACAAUCUGUCUCCCAGGUACAGCAUCUUCCCUAAUGACUGCCUCCUUGAGCAGCCAUGGUGAAUUGUAGCUGUGGCAGAAGCUUGACAAUGCGUAGAAUAUGUAACACAGUGUCUGGAAUGAGGUUUGCUUCGAGUAGUAUCUGCAGCUGGUGUCAGAGUUACGAUUUUGUCUUGGUGGUGAUUUGUUCAUCAUAGAUUGCCUGUUUCAUUGGUUGUUCUGGGGUGCGUGACAAGUGAUGAAGCAAGGCAGAUUCUUGACAAUUCAUAUUUAUUUCAUUUGGAUGGUGCGAGGAUGACAUUGUUGAUAAUGUCUGCAUUCUGUGCUAGGUGGCAAAGUAACAUCACGAAUAGAAGGUUGUCAUGCAAAGUUUGCAAUGAAGUAAACACACGUUCUUCUGUUGCUAAUCACAGUGCUGAUUCUGGCCAGAAGAGUGGCAGAUUGGAUUGCAUACUGAGUCUGAACUGAAUUAUGACCUAGCCGUGGUUGUGCUGACGCUGUCUUGCAAAAUGGUGUAACUGAUGAAGUAUUGUGGAGCACUCAGUGUGGUUUUGUAAUUGCAUCUGGACCAUGCAUUUUAUUUUGCACUCUGCAUUCCAUCAUACGUGGCAGUCCUAUUUCCAAAUAGUGUUUGCAAUGUGGUUGGUGCAGGAGUAAUAUUACUGUUCAUGUUUAUUCCAACCAGUCCUGCUGCACUUGAUGGGGAAUCUUGUACAUAGGUCAGCAGUGAAUUGUUAGAUGGUGGCCAUUGUUGUUGUGUUGCAGAGCCUGCAUCAUUUUCAGAAGCAACACCUGUAAUCAUAUUGAGUUUGUAUUUGAGCACUGGUUGACAGUUAUGCAUUAUCAGUAAAAUCAAUGUAAUAUCAUUUACAUUAAUCCUUAAGGCAUUGUUUCAAGGGGGUGGGGCCCUAUCUGUAUCGUUCAUACUGGUCAGUGCAGUAAGUUAGCCUUGGUAGUGACAUCAUUUUCAGUUUGUUGGUCAAAGUUGCUAUUUUGUAAGCUUCUGAGACCUGUUACUGAUCGGUCCACCUGCCGAUUUCCUGAUGACUGUACCGAGAGGUGGUUAGGCUUUGGUAUUGCCACUCAAUCAGUUCAUUGUGAUUUGUUUACAGAUAGAAUUUAUUAUUUUAGAAAUAUUGACUGGUUUUUAGGUUCAGAUUUAGUGAUUAUAUUUUACUGAAGAAUCACAAGGACACAUUAGUGGAAGCUGAGACUCAUGGAAGUGGACAUGGUGCGCAUGUUACUCUUGAGGAGGAGGCAAGAGCGUCGAAGGUGGACACGGCAGCUCAAUGGAAUGCGGCGCCAUGCAAUAUGGCAACGUAACCUGAGGGACGAGAUGAAUCCAUUUGAAAUGCCCGAGAGCGACUUCAUGGCAAAAUACAAUCUGAGUCGGGAGAUGGUCUGUAAUUUGGUUGAGGAACUGCGGCCGUACAUGAAAGGCCAUCAAAGAACUACAGCCAUUCCUCUGCACUUGAAGGUUUUGACAACUCUUCACUUCUUGGGACAUGGGUCUGAUCAAAAGGGGGUAGGGGCUGACAAUGGAGCUGCCAUGAGUCAGCCAAGCGUUUCAAGGUGCAUUGACGAAGUUGUGAAGGCUCUUAAUGUGCCUGCAAUUCUGAGGGCUGGUGUCUCCUUUCCUGAGACACGAGAAGAUAGGUUUCGUAUUAUGCAAAGUAACUUCAGAUACUCAUCCAUUCAUGGUGUCAUUGGGUAUGUGGAUGGAGCUCAUGUAAUUAUUGCAGCUCCCGAUGUUCAUGAAGAGCAGUAUGUGAACAGACAUGGCACACAUUCCCUGAAUGUUCAAGUGGCAUGUGACUCGGACAUGAUGAUCAUAAAUAUCUUGGCACGAUACCCUGGGUCAUCGAGUGACUCCUUUGUGUGGGCCAGUUCUGCACUCAGAGGGAAAAUAGAAGAGUUGUAUAGAGGAGGAGAAGAAUGCUGGUUAUUAGGGGAUUCUGGAUACCCUAAUGAACCGUGGCUCCAUAUACCAGUAACUGAUUCUCUACCUAACAGCAGAGAAGCCAGUUUUAAUCAAGCCCACAUGAUAGCUAGAAGCAUUGUGAAGAAGACAAUAGGACACCUACGCAACAGAUUCAGGUGUUUAAAUAAACACAGAGUACUGGAGUACAACCCAGUGAAAGCAGGCUUCAUUACAAAUGCGUGUGCAGUUCUGCACAACAAAUGUGUGACUGCCCAUAUUCCUCUGCCUCAAUCUGAAGCAGAUCACAGUGACAGCAGCAGUGAUGAAGAUGAGCCACCACCAGUGGUGAAUCAAGGCCAUGCAAGAGACAGAUUGCUGCAGGAGGCCCGAGUUGUCAGAGCGGGAAUUAUUGCCAGAUUGCCCCCACUUCCACCUGGUGGACCCUACUACCCUUGUAGGGCCCGUUCACAUUACCAAAGAUAGUAUUUGUCUCAAAUUUUCAAAAAUAUGGAGUUUCUUUUAUUACAGUAGAAUCCCCAUGAAUUUCCUCCUGUGAUUAAUUUAAUUCAUGAUAGAAAUGUUUGUUUUAUAUCUGUGCUGCAGUCUGUGUGGAAUUCGCAUUCCACAUAAACCAUUUCAGCACAGUAACCAAUUUAUCUUUCAGUAAGCUUGUCCCCAGUUAAAGUAACAGACACUGUGAGGUAGCCAUCUUUUAUUUUUAUGUAAUGAAAGUGAUGUUAACUCUUUAGAUAAGAAUUUAUUUCCUCAAUCAAGACAAAUUAUCUUUUAAAAGCAAGUCAGCACGUUACAAUUUAGUCUGCAUUUUAGUGAAAGUAUUGUUUCAUUAGUACUGUAACAAAAGUCUGAGUCAAAUUUGUACAAACAUGAUUUAAUAAAUUUGUAUAAAAGCAUGAA
Schistocerca gregaria is the source of this 5711-nucleotide messenger RNA. It is a transcript of the gene Nubpl, whose product is annotated as iron-sulfur protein NUBPL. The transcript has 6 exons. Gene Ontology annotation, biological process: iron-sulfur cluster assembly; mitochondrial respiratory chain complex I assembly. The record is from RefSeq and is a predicted model, not a curated record. NCBI's taxonomy places the organism in Eukaryota, Metazoa, Arthropoda, Insecta, Orthoptera, Acrididae. The coding region runs from base 4092 to 5279 and encodes 395 amino acids. Gene Ontology annotation, cellular component: mitochondrion. Gene Ontology annotation, molecular function: ATP-dependent FeS chaperone activity; 4 iron, 4 sulfur cluster binding; ATP binding.